UAUGCGGGCAAAAUCGCGCGAACCAGUCGGUGCGGUGGGUGGUGUAGAAAAAAUAAUUGUAAAAUAAACAGUGAAAAUGUCAUCGGAUCACAAGAAAGAUGAAGGUGUGCCAAUAGAAGAAGCUAUUGAUAAAGCUGGAUUUGGCCUCUACAGCUACCUUCUAAUCUGCCUCACCGGACUCGGGAUCAUAUCGUUCGUCUGCAUCACCUUUGGAAGCACCAUCAUUAUUCCCGCAAGUGCCUGUGAGCUAGAAACCACCACUGCUCAGCAAGGGAUGCUAGCUGCCGCACCGGUUGUGGGCUCAGUGAUCGGCACGCUAGUAUGGGGUUACUUGGCAGACACGCGCGGUCGCAAGAACAUGCUCAUGUAUUCUUUAUUGGGCGGCGCUACAAUCAACUCCAUCGCCAGCAUCUCUGUCAACUGGAUCAUGCUGAUGUUGUUACAGUUCGUGGCGGCCAUUUUGUAAGUACAGCGUGACGUGG
This is a messenger RNA of Manduca sexta (tobacco hornworm), 482 nucleotides long. Its product is annotated as putative transporter svop-1. The coding region runs from base 77 to 466 and encodes 129 amino acids. The transcript is spliced from 3 exons. Gene Ontology annotation, biological process: transmembrane transport. NCBI's taxonomy places the organism in Eukaryota, Metazoa, Arthropoda, Insecta, Lepidoptera, Sphingidae. Gene Ontology annotation, molecular function: transmembrane transporter activity. The record is from RefSeq and is a predicted model, not a curated record.